Molecule: messenger RNA, 240 nt
Organism: Penicillium antarcticum
Lineage: Eukaryota; Fungi; Ascomycota; Eurotiomycetes; Eurotiales; Aspergillaceae
Exons: 2
Coding region: 1-240 (79 amino acids)
Source: RefSeq, a predicted model, not a curated record
AUGUUCCAACUCACAAACUCAUACAUGCCGAGGGGGCUCGAGCCCAGCCCCGACCGGCCACGAAACGUUUUCUUCCGCCGUAACUCAGUAAUUGUCCGGAACGAUGAUAAUCUUUCCUAUAUGAGCCAAGUGGCGUAUAUCCGCAAAUACUACCUGGCAGGUGGCAUCGAGGCGACUACAAUUGAGGUGGAUACAGCUGUCGACAACUCGGCUACUAUUCCGCGAUCUAAACAGGUAUAA